Molecule: messenger RNA, 1680 nt
Organism: Ixodes scapularis (black-legged tick)
Lineage: Eukaryota; Metazoa; Arthropoda; Arachnida; Ixodida; Ixodidae
Product: Down syndrome cell adhesion molecule-like protein Dscam2
Exons: 9
Coding region: 1-1680 (559 amino acids)
Biological process (GO): homophilic cell-cell adhesion; axon guidance; dendrite self-avoidance
Cellular component (GO): plasma membrane; axon
Molecular function (GO): cell-cell adhesion mediator activity
Source: RefSeq, a predicted model, not a curated record
AUGUCGAACAAGUACCAGAUAUCGACGGACGGGGACCUCGUCAUCGACCGGGUGGACGUGGCCGACGCUCGCCGAAAGUACCGCUGCAUCACCAGGAACGCGCUCGUCGGCGAGACCGUGUCCAGUUCCGGAUGGGCGCAGCUGCUCGUCACCGACACGUCCAACUACCUGCCACCCCGCAUCCGUCGCCUGAAGCAGACCGUGAGGCUAUCCGCAGGGGACCCCCUGCGGCUGGCUUGCGUCGCCCAGGGCUACCCGGCGCCCUCGUACCGCUGGUUCCGCAAGGACGACUCCCUCGUGCUGCCCAUGGCCACCGGCGGCGGCGGCCGGGUCCGAGUCUUCCGGGGCUUCCUCCUGAUCCAGUCGACCGUGCGCCAGGACGCUGGCACGUACGUCUGCGCCGCUAACAACUCGGCCGGUGAAGACCGCACGCAGUUCGAGGUCGUCGUGACAAUGUCCCUGAAGGUGAGCGUGAGCCCCGGCACGGUGUUGACGCAAGAGGGCAAGACGGUCGUGUUCAACUGCUCGGUGCGGGGCUUUCCGGUGUCCUCGGUGAGCUGGAUGAAGAACCAGCAGCUGCUCGUUCCCAGCAACCGUGUGCGCGCCGUCGGACAGACUGUGCUACACAUCAGCGGCGUCCAGCGCGCCGACCGGGGAAUGUACCAGUGCGUCGCCCACGGCCACGACAGCUCGGCGCAGGGCGCGGCGCAGCUUGUGCUCGAAGAAAAUCCCCCGGACUUUCUGGAGACGUUCCCGGACCAGCUGCUUAAGCCGGGCUCUGCGGUCUCCCUCAAGUGCUCCGUGACGGGGAACCCACUGCCGCAGAUCUCCUGGUUCCGCUACGGACGCCUCCUCUCCGACCGCUCGGGACUCCGCAUCGGCGAUUUUGUGGACGCUUCCGGCGUUGUGACGAGCUUCGUGAACGUGAGUUCCCUGGCGACGGAGCACGGCGGCGUGUACAGCUGCCGGGCCGAGAACGAGCUGGCCUCGGUGGAGCACACGGCCCGGCUGUCGGUGUACGGCCCGCCGUUCGUGCACCGCAUGGACAACGUGACCCACGUGAGCGGCUCCGAUGCGCGGAUGCAGUGUGCGGCCUCGGGGUACCCCAUUACACUCAUCUCCUGGAAGAAAGCCAAGCCGGUUAUCAAUCCGUUCCUGUUCAUGAAGAACCUACAGGAAGGCAUGCGCACCACGGUGGUGUGCAGCGUGCUUUCCGGCGAGCCCCCCGUCGAGAUCGACUGGCUCAAGGACUCGGCGCCGCUGAGCGAGGUCCACCCGGAGGCCAAGAUCACGCGCCUGGGGGACUUCGCCUCCUCGCUCACCAUGGACAACGUGACCCGGAGACACUCGGGCAACUACAGCUGCAAAGCGACCUCGGGCAUCGCCACCACCAACUACACCUCCAGGAUGGACGUGAGCGGUAAAAAGAACGAGAAGCUGUCCGAGUUUCGCAGCGUCGUGAGCAGUCCCCACAUGCACGUGCUGGAGAACGGAUCCCUGGUGAUCGUCGAAGUGACGCCCAAGGACCAGGGUCACUACCUCUGCGAGGCCAGCAACGGUGUGGGUCCGGCGCUUUCUGUGGCCGCCUACCUGCAAGUGAACGUCGACAUCUGGUGGCUGCGUGGUGAACUUCAAAAAUCGAUCGCCGAACCCAACUACACUUUUAAGUUUGGUCGAUAG